Mangifera indica (mango) is the source of this 2201-nucleotide messenger RNA. Its product is annotated as AAA-ATPase At5g57480. The record is from RefSeq and is a predicted model, not a curated record. NCBI's taxonomy places the organism in Eukaryota, Viridiplantae, Streptophyta, Magnoliopsida, Sapindales, Anacardiaceae. Gene Ontology annotation, molecular function: ATP binding; ATP hydrolysis activity. The coding region runs from base 402 to 1985 and encodes 527 amino acids. The transcript has a single exon.
GUGAGCAAUUUGUUCAAAUCCUUCAUAAUAUUUGUACAGCCAAAAAGCCCAGCAAAAACUCCUGUCAUUCACUCAAGUCCCCAACCGCCCAACCCCAUUUGGCCCCAUUUCUGAUUUCCGAUCUCUUCCCAACUCAACAAAUCCAAAAUCCCUUUUUUCCUUCUUUGCGCCUCUUGUACUUAAUAUCCUUUUUCUUUCUUAUUAUUGUUGUUAUUAUUUUCUCACUGUUUCUAUUUCUCUCAACCCUUCAUAUUCCUCCAUGUAACCCAUAGCAUCUUCUCUAUAAAUUCUCCAAGUUUCGCCUUUCCAACCCAUUAAAGGUUUCAUCUUUCUUCUUUCGCAAAUACUUUUGUAAUACAUUUAUCUUUCUUCUUUCUUCAUAAACACUUCGGAGGUGAAGAAUGAAGGAGUAUUGGACUUCUUUUGCUUCUCUGCUUGGUGUUUUAGCCUUUUGUCAAAGCCUUCUGCAAGCUAUUUUUCCACCAGAACUCCGUUUCGCUUCUCUCAAAUUCUUCACCAAAAUUUUCAAUGUCUUCUGCUCGUAUUAUUACUUUGACAUCACAGAAAUCGAUGGUGUUAACACCAAUGAACUCUACAACGCCGUUCAGCUUUACUUGAGCAGCUCCGUUUCCAUCUCCGGUAGCCGCUUGAGCCUCACUCGUGCUCUCAAUUCCAGUGUCAUCACCUAUGGCCUUUCAAACAAUGACUCCAUUUACGACUCCUUCAAUGGCGUCACCGUUCUCUGGGAACACGUCGUUUCUCCGAGACAAACUCAGUCAUUCUCUUGGCGACCUCUCCCUGAAGAGAAACGUGGCUUCACUCUACGCAUCAAGAAGAAAGACAAGUCUUUGAUUCUCGAUUCCUAUUUAGACUUCAUCAUGGAGAAGGCCAACGAUAUCCGAAGAAGAAAUCAAGACAGGCUCUUGUACACAAACUCGCGUGGUGGAUCUUUGGAUUCGAGAGGCCAUCCAUGGGAGUCGGUGCCCUUUAAGCAUCCCAGCACUUUUGACACUUUAGCCAUUGACCCACAAAAGAAGACGGAGAUUAUGGAAGAUUUGAAGGAUUUUGCAAAUGGGCAAGCUUUUUAUCAGACGACUGGAAGAGCAUGGAAAAGAGGGUACUUGUUGUACGGACCUCCUGGUACUGGUAAAUCUAGUAUGAUUGCUGCCAUGGCUAACUAUCUUGGUUAUGAUAUUUAUGAUCUUGAGUUAACUGAAGUGCAUAACAACUCAGAGUUGAGGAAGUUGUUGAUGAAAACAAGUUCAAAGUCAAUUAUUGUGAUUGAAGAUAUAGAUUGUUCUGUGAAUUUAACUAGCAGGAAGGGUAAUAAGAGUAAGGGUGGUUCAUCAGGUUCAAGAAAUUAUUAUGAGCCUGAAAUGAGAUAUGGGUCUGGUGGCGAUGAAGGCAAUAAUAAUAACUCAGUUACUCUUUCAGGAUUAUUGAAUUUUACUGAUGGGAUAUGGUCAUGUUGUGGCAGUGAAAGGAUUUUUGUGUUUACAACUAAUCACAUUGAGAAGCUUGACCCUGCAUUGCUGAGAAGUGGAAGAAUGGAUAUGCAUAUCUACAUGAGUUACUGUACUUAUCCUGCAUUGUUGAUUUUGUUGAAGAAUUAUUUGGGUUAUCAAGAAAGUGAUUUGGAAGGUGGGGUUUUGAAGGAUUUGCAGGAGGUUAUUGAGAAAGCUGAGAUGACUCCAGCUGAUAUCAGUGAAGUGUUGAUAAAAAACAAGAGGAAUAAGGAGAAGGCAGUGAAGGAGCUGGUUGAGACAUUGAAGGUGAGAGCUGAGAAGAGGUUGAAGAAUGUAGGGUUGAGGGAGAAGAAGAGUAAUUCAGAUUUUGUUGAAGAGGAAGAAGAAGAAGAAGAGCAAGAGAAGAGGGCUCUUGAGAGUCCUAAUAAAGAAGAAGGAACAGACUUCAAUGAGGAUCAAAACAGUUUCAACAAGGAAAAUGAUGAUGAAGAAAAAGAAGAUAAAAAGAAAAUUAAAUGAUGAUUAUGUAUUAAUUAAUUAGUCUUAAAUAUUUUUUUCUCUUUUUCUUUUGUGGUUAAUUAAGGUUAAGGUUGAGAAAGCUGAAGAUGAAAAAGCUAAGCUAGAACAGCAGAUUGAUCUGCAAAUUUUGUUGGUAGGGCCAGUGGGGGAAGGAAGAAAUGGAAAAACUACAAAGAAAAAUUAAUAUAUAUCUAUAUCUAUAAUAUUCAUGUUCAA